CUCUGUGCAGCCCAGCAUUCAGCCCAGCCUGAGACUCAGCAGGUGAAAGGCAUCGUGGGAAAGUUUCUCUCUUUUCCAGAGAGGGUGUUAAAGUCUGGCAAUUUACUUUAUGGAGACCUUGGCAAUAUUGCACAGGUGUACCCUGGUAAACAAAGUAAUACCAACCUUGUGAAGAGAUUUAAAUACCGCCUUCACUGGAACAAUGUUACUGGAUUCUUCACUUUGUCAGACCUACAAAUAGAGGAUUCUGGGGUUUAUACCGUGGAGAAUGCAGAUGAAGAUGAAGGGAAGUCGACACAUACAUUUCAGCUGACUGUGUACUGUAAGUGUGUGUGUGUGGGUGUGUGUUGUAAAUGACAAAAUCAUUAAAGUGGCAAUCAGCAGUAGAAACGUUAAUAAAGCGUUCUCCCCGCCCCUAGUUCUGUAAAAAGCUGAGGGAUAGGGCUGGAGAAAUGUAACCACUCUCAAAUUCAUAGACAGAGCUAUGGAUGCAAGGACUGAUCAACCAUUAUAUAAGAAGUAUAGUUUUAACCAUGUUUUGAGACUAUAUAGUGUUUGUUCACAAUUUCUUUGUUUACAAACACCGGAGUAAAACAAGCUGAUGGGUUCUCCUAAACUCAGGAGGCAUUUAUAAGUUAUAUUAUUCAAGAAUCAAAGGGUACAUAUCAUUAAUUUAUAAGUCCAAAAAUGGAUAUAACAACUGCUCUUUGCCACUUUAAAGAUAAGUUCCAUUUCAGCAAUUCUAAUUUUUUCAUUAUUUGUCUUCCAGAUGUUCUAUCCAAACCUCAGGUGACGGUCCAUGACAACAGCUCCUGUAGCGUGGUGUGUUCUGUGGAGAACGGGAGAGAGGUGACACUGUCCUGGUACAGAGGAGGGGAGAUACUCAACCAGAGCAGCAGCCCUGACCUGAACAUCACCCUCUCUCUACCUCUCAAGGUGGAUGAACAGAACAGAGACUCUUACAGAUGUGAGGCUGCCAACCCAGUCAGCAAGGAGACCACUGUUGUUCCAAAUUCCUGUAUAAAGAGUGAUCCCUCCAAGGUGACAGGUAAAAAAAAAAAAAUAAUGUACAGUAGCAAUGUUAAAUUGCUGAUAUCCAGACAAUACCAAAUUCAAUAUGAAACAAUAAGUAUGGUAGAGCUCAUUUUAUGAAACAAUGUUUUAAUUAAAAAAUUGUUUUCUCUCUUUUUACUUUAGAUGGGGAUGAGAGGACUCGAGGUUGUCUUAUUAUUGCUGUAAUCUGCGUUUUGUUUGCCUCCGGACUUGUUGGACUUGCAAUCUAUCUAAAGAAGGGUAGAAAUGGACACUCACAAGGCAGGUAUUUAUCUUUUAGCGGGGUGAGGUCAUUCUCCUUGUCAAAGUCAAACCUUUUUAAAUGAUCAAGGAUAGUGUUUUGGAAAAGGUAGGAAAUGUUUGCCUGAACAACAGAUGCAGGUCAAAUGAAGAGACAUGUCUUCCACACUUCCUCUGCUUGGUCAGACAGUUUCAUUAUCUCAGACCACUUCUCUAAAUGUUGAAAAAGCAGAAGGAACAUAUACACACACACACACUCUGACAAUGAUUACUUUAUAGCUUCGCUGGCUCCAAAAGGAUUGCUAGCACAGACACAGGUAUCCAUAGUAACAUGAGUCGUUAGUGUUUGCAGAACCUGUCUUGGGGGUGAGCAUUUGUGCAUAUCUGCCAGUUACUCCCACCCACACUGUAUUUUUCAUUUCCUUUAUUUGUCUUUAUAGAUUCACCCGGAAGAAAGCAAGAUGAAAUAGAGUAUGCAGAGAUAACUCACAUUAAUCCAGCAGAUAACCAGGUUAGGAAUAAUGCUACAGUCUGAUAAACAUAGGAGACGUAAUACAGCAGCUUUUGCAGCCCUCAUGGCUACAACUAUAGGAUUUAUUUUUGUGCCAGUAGGUUAAUUUGGUCUUGAGUUGCACAGACCACCUGAGUUUGAUACCAAAACUGGUUGGUCGGGUUGCAUAAUGAGAAGCCACUGUAAGGUUCUGUAUUUAUUUUCUUAGUCAACCUUGUGUUCUUGAACGUAGCCCUGCUUCUUUGUGUUCUUGAACAUAGCCCUGUCUUUCAUGUUUGUUAAUUGAUUUCACCUGUGUUUGUUACUCACCUGGUCUCAUCAGCUCCUUAUUUAGUUCAGUUCAUUCUGUUUGUGCCUUGUGAGGUAUUGUUCGUUUUGACUCUACUAAGCCUUUUCCUAGCUUGUUUGUGAGAACCAGUUAUAGCCUUCAGUCCUAGUUUUUGAGUCUCCUGCCUGUUUGCCUACCUGUGUAUGACCAUUGCCUACCUGUGACCACGAUUCAUGCCUUUUGCGAAGGCGAAAUAAACACCUGCCGCGCUCUGCACGUGUGUCACGUUCGUUUACAGACGGGACGGACCAAGGCGCAGCGUGAUAUGCGUACAUGUUUAUUAAAUAUUAAACACAACGACAAAAUAACAAACAAAACGAAACGUGAAGUCCAAGGCAGCACAACACAACAUACCUUAACUGGAACAAGAUCCCACAACCCACUAGUGCCAAUAGGCUACCUAAGUAUGGUCCCCAAUCAGAGACAACGAGCUACAGCUGCCUCUGAUUGGGAACCACACAACAUAGAUCUACACGAUCUAGAUCUAAACAUAGAAAAUGCAACAUAGAACAUACAACACAGAAAAUACACACCUUGACUCAACAAAUAAGAGUCCCCAGAGUCAGGGCGUGACAGUACACCCCCCCCCCCCCCCCCCCCACAAAGGUGCGGACUCCGAUCGCACAAAAUAACCAUAACAGGGUAGGGGCCGGGUGGGCAUUCCGCCUCGGAGGCGGAUCCGGCUCAGGGCGUGACGACCACUUACUCUCCGCCUCCCUGUUGCGCCCCUGGUCUGGUCUGGACCUCGGCGCGCUGCUUCCCCUCUCCUUCCUCUCACGAAGUACCAAGCCCUGUCUGGAUCCUGGUGUGGGAGACCCCGAAACUGGAGAGGGGCUGACGUCUGGGUCUGGACUGGAGCCGCUGACCGGAGCUGGACCGGGCACCGGUGGAGCGGACUGCUCUGGCUCCAGAGUGGAGCAGCUGACCGGAGCUGGAUCAGGCACCGGUGGAGCGGACUGCUUUGGCUCCGGAGUGGAGCCGCUGACCGGAGCUGGACUGGACCCCGGUGAAGCGGAUUGCUCUGGCUCCGGAGUGGAGCAGCUGACCGGAGCUAAACUGGGCACCGGUGGAGCGGACUGCUCUGGCUCCGGAGUGGAGCAGCUGGCCGGUGCCGGACCAGGCACCGGUGGAACAUGCACGGGCCGUGCCGGACUGGACACACGCACCACUGGCUUGGUGUGGGGAGCAGGAACGGGCCGGACCGGGCUGGCGACGCGCACCACUGGCUUGGUGCGGGGAGCAGGAACAGGCCGUACCGGUCUGGUGACGCGCACCACUGACCUGGUGCGGGGAGCAGGAACAGGCCGGGCCGGGCUGGCGACGCGCACCACUGGCUUGGUGCGAGGGGCAGGAACAGGCCGGGCCGGGCUGGCGACACGCACCACUGGCUUGGUGCGAGGGGCAGGAACAGGCCGGGCCGGGCUGGCGAUGCAUACCACUGGCUUGGUGCGAGGGACAGGAACAGGCCGGACCGGGCUGGUGACGCGCACCACUGGCUUGGUGCGAGGAGCAGGAACAGGCCGGGCCGGGCUGGCGACGCGAACCACUGGCUUGGUGCGAGGGGCAGGAACAGGCCGGGCCGGGCAGGCGACGCGCACCACUGGCUUGGUGCGAGGAGCAGGAACAGGCCGGACCGGGCUGGUGACGCGCACCACUGGCUUGGUGCGAGGAGCAGGAACAGGCCGGGCCGGGCUGGCGACGCGAACCACUGGCUUGGUGCGAGGGGCAGGAACAGGCCGGGCCGGGCUGGCGACGCGCACCACUGGCUUGGUGCGAGGAGCAGGAACAGGCCGGGCCGGGCUGGCGACGCGCACCACUGGCUUGGUGCGAGGGGCAGGAACAGGCCGGGCCGGGGUGGCGACGCUCACCACUGGCUUGGUGCGAGGGACAGGAACAGGCCGGACCGGGCUGGCGACACGCACCACUUGCUUGGUGCGAGGAGCGGGACUGGGUUCCUUUAUUAACCCCCGCUCCUUCUGCUGCCUAACCAGCUCCUCUCGCCGUGCCUCUACACUCUCCUUCUCCCUUAUAGCCUCCUGUAGCGCCUCCCUCUGACCGAAUAACUCCUGCUCCCUCUGAACCAAUAGCCCCCGUAACAUGGUGGCCUCCUCUCCUAACCUGCAGACCCGCCCUUUAACGGCCUCCUGCUGCCUCGUCGUCCACACCGUGUGCCCCCCCCCAAAAAAAUGUUAUUGGGGUUGCCUCUCGGGUCUCUGUUGUCGGCACUCCUCCUCCUGUGAGGACUCCUCCGGGAGCCCCCACGAGUUAGGGAACAGAAACUCGUCGUCAUCCUCCGACUCCUCAGUAUAAUACUGUUCCUACUCCUCUUCCCAUGGUCGUAGGGACCCAAUCUGAAAACCGACCGGGUGCAGUGGUCGGGGCUCUUCUCUCUCGCUCCCCGACCACCCCUUUAGCUCCCCCCAAAAACUUUCUUGGGGCUGUCUCUCGGGCUUCCUCCUCGACCGGCGUCCUCUGCGUUGCCGUUGCUCCUCUCCUGCCUGGGUAUCUACCUUCGCCCAUGGCCCUUUCCCCGCGAAUAUCUCUUCCCAUGACAACAAUUUGCCCACCUGGGACAUGGCUAUUCGCUCCUCCUGGGCAUGCUGCUUGGUCCUCGUUUGGUGGGAUCUUCUGUCACGAUCGUUUACAGACGGGACGGACCAAGGCGCCGUGUGAUAUCCGUACAUGUUUAUUAAAUAUUAAACACAACGACAAAAUAACAAACAAAACGAACCGUGAAGUCCAAGGCAGCACAACACAACAUACCUUAACUGGAACAAGAUCCCACAACCCACUAGUGCCAAUAGGCUACCUAAGUAUGGUCCCCAAUCAGAGACAACGAGCUACAGCUGCCUCUGAUUGGGAACCACAACGGCCAACAUAGAUCUACACGAUCUAGAUCUAAACAUAGAAAAUGCAACAUAGAACAUACCACACAGAAAAUACACACCCUGACUCAACAAAUACGAGUCCCCAGAGUCAGGGCGUGACAGCGUGAAUCUACACCUUUUUCUCCCUGAGUAUUCAUUACAGCCACACAGCACAUAUUGUAUAUACACUAAACACAAAUAUAAAUGCAACAUGUAAAGUGUUGGUCGCAUGUUUCAUGAGCUGAAAUAAAAGAUCCCAGAAAUGUUCCAAAUUCACAUAAAGCUUAAUAAAUAAUAUGCCAUUUAGCAGACGCUUUUAUCCAAAGCGACUUACAGUCAUGCGUGGAUAUUUUUUUUUGUGUAUGGGUGGUCCUGGGGAUCGAACCCACUACCUUGGCGUUACAAGCGCCGUGCUCUACCAGCUGAGCUACAGAGGACCACCCAUACACAAAAACAAUGUAUCUCUAAUGUUGUGCACAAAUAUGUUUACAUCCCCAUUAGUGAGCAUUUCUCCUUUGCCAAGAUAAUCCAUCCACCUGACAAGUGUGGCACGUCAUUAAACAGCAUGGUCAUUACACAGGUGGACCCUUGCCCAGGCAUGUGAAAUCCGUAGGUUAGGGCCUAAUUAAUUUAUUGACUGAUUUCCUUAUAUCUUUAAAAUCUUUAUAUUUUUGUUCAGUAUAGUAAUGCCUUUAAUCUUCCCGUGUCUUUUACAGUAUUUGCCAAGUCUGUGGACAUUUAAAGCUUGGCUUCGUGGUUCCUCCCACUAGCUUUAUGAAUGGUUCUAGAUGUGUUAUGUUGACUGUUGAGUUUCAUACUGCAGAACAAUGAGAGUAGACAAGAGAGCGUCAGACAUGUCUUGUUUCUUUCCUCUGGCACAAAGUAUCUAAUAACGACACAUAUUACUCUUUUAUUUCCUUGUCCCUCUCAAUCCUUCCUCUCCCUGUUUAGGAGGAGCGAACAGGUGUGCUUGGAGACAACCCUAACCUGACAUCCGUUUAUGAUCAAAUCCAGUUAUAUCGCAUGGCGAACAGCGAUGACAUCGACACUGCAUGAAGGAGAGAGAAAACAGGAAGUUACUGAGAGGGUGACAUGAUAAUUAAUAUCCAAGAGAAGGUGUUACAUCCUAAAAAAGACAAAAUUAUAGUAAAUAUCCAUCUAGAAAACUUAAUGGAGGCACAGAUUACUUGAGAAAAUGCCCAUUUAACCAUUGCACUGUUGUUAUUAUUUCAGACUUCCUUUGUUGGUAAUUCUCAGUCUUUUGUUGAAUUGGGGCCUCGAUUAGAUUCACUGAUACAGACAAAUUCAAUAGCUAUGCCUAGCGUUAUUAGUAGGAUGAUCACUCUUUUAAAGUGCCCAUUGUCCCAAUGUAUAGGUUCAAACAAUUGGAAUCUAUCUUUUUAAUACAAUUCAUUAGUGUGUUUGCUAUUCUACUGCUGGGCCAAAGCUUAUUUUCAGUAGUCUGUUCUGUUGUACACAGCUCCCCUGUAUCUUUUCAUAGCUGGUCAUUGUUUAGCUUGUCAGUGGAUAUCAGCUGUGUACAUAUAAUAAAUAGAGCAGGUGUUUGAGAUAAAGCCACCUACUCCUUAGAAGCAAUGGCUGUUAGGCUACGUUGGAAACAAAAAGUCCCCAACUAAAACAUUUUAGUUUCACCAUGUACAUU
Molecule: messenger RNA, 6662 nt
Organism: Coregonus sp. 'balchen'
Lineage: Eukaryota; Metazoa; Chordata; Actinopteri; Salmoniformes; Salmonidae
Source: the annotation of a GenBank genome assembly